Molecule: messenger RNA, 558 nt
Organism: Nipponia nippon (crested ibis)
Lineage: Eukaryota; Metazoa; Chordata; Aves; Pelecaniformes; Threskiornithidae
Source: RefSeq, a predicted model, not a curated record
AUGCUUCCUGAAGGAGCCUUUUAUGAGUCAAAGGAGCCCUCCCUGUACACGGUGAAGGCCCUGCUCAUCCUGGACAGCCUCGGGCAGCGCCUCCUGGCCAAGUACUACGAUGGCACCUUCCCCACAGCCAAGGAGCAGGCGGCCUUCGAGAGGAGCAUCUUCAGCAAGACCCACCGGGCGGGCGGGGAGAUCGCCUGUCUGGAAGGACUCACCGUCGUCUACAGGAGCAGUGUCGACCUCUUCUUCUACGUGGUGGGGGGCUGCCAGGAGAAUGAGCUGAUGCUGUCGGCCGUGCUCGCCUGCCUCCUCGACGCUCUCGGCCACCUCCUGCGGAAGGAGGUGGAGAAGCGCUGGCUGCUGGACAACAUGGAGGGGACAUUCCUGGUGGUGGAUGAGAUUGUGGACAGGGGGGUGAUCCUGGAGAGCGACCCCCAGCAAGUGAUCCAGCGGCUGAGCCUGCGGGCCCCCGAGCCGGCGGCAUACGGCUUCGUCCUCUUCGACUACCUGACGGGCAGCUCAGAGAGGAAGGAUGCGGGGGACGCCGGCGGCCGAGAAUAG